AGCAAUGCCUAUCGCACAACGUCCGAGGAGAGGCGCUACGACGAGCGCAUGGCAAUGGAGGACCCAGAGGUGACCUACAACAGCAUCCGGCGCGGCGCAGAGGUGCACCGGCAGGUGCGCAAGUACGCGCGCAAGGUGAUCAGGCCGGGGAUGCGCAUGAUCGACAUCGCGGAGGUGAUCGAGAACGGCACGCGCGCCCUCGUCGAGGAGAACGGGCUCGAGGCGGGCAUCGGGUUCCCCACCGGGCUCAGCCUGAACCACUGCGCGGCGCACUACUCGCCCAAUCCGGGCGACACGCUGGUUCUGGGUGAGAAGGACGUGCUGAAGGUCGACUUCGGUGUGCACGUGAAGGGGCGGAUCCUGGACUCUGCAUUCACGCUGUCGUUCGACCCCACAUACGACAAGCUGCUCGAGGCAGUCAGGGCGGCGACAGACACUGGCAUCCGGGAAGCUGGAAUUGAUGUUCGCCUUGGCGAGCUCGCAGGCUAUAUCCAGGAAACCAUGGAAUCCUACGAAGUUGAGGUCAACGGCAAGGUACUACCUGUUAAACCAAUUGAGCACCUCAGCGGACACACCAUCACCCCCUACCAAAUUCAUGGCGGCAAGUCGGUCCUCCUGGUGAAGAACGACGAUCAGACCAAGAUGGAGGAGGGCGAGUACUUCGCAAUCGAGACCUUCGGCUCUACAGGGCGAGGAAAGGUCAUCGAGCAGGGUGAAUGCUCGCACUACGCCCGAGUGGUGGACGCGCCACAUGUUCCUCUCCGAUUGACAUCGGCGAAGUCACUAUUGAAAUCGAUCAACAAAAACUUCGGCACUCUGCCCUUCUGCCGGCGCUAUCUUGAGCGAGCGGGAGAGAGCAAGUACCUCCUUGCACUCAACCACUUGGUAUCUCAAGGUAUCGUGCAGGACUACCCUCCGCUAUGUGAUGUCCGAGGAUCGAUGACUGCUCAAUUUGAGCACACCAUUCUAUUACGUCCGACACGGAAAGAAGUGGUCAGCCGGGGAGACGAUUACUAG
Trametes versicolor FP-101664 SS1 is the source of this 1017-nucleotide messenger RNA. Its product is annotated as peptidase M24A methionine aminopeptidase. Gene Ontology annotation, molecular function: metalloaminopeptidase activity. The annotation marks the transcript as partial. The record is from RefSeq and is a predicted model, not a curated record. Lineage: Eukaryota; Fungi; Basidiomycota; Agaricomycetes; Polyporales; Polyporaceae. Gene Ontology annotation, biological process: proteolysis. The transcript is spliced from 7 exons.